CAUCAAGAUUUGCGCUAUAUAAAGCGGAACGGGAAGAAACUCAAAACACCACACACACACAUUCUCUCUGUCUUUCGGACAUCACUCUCUCUCUCCUCAAUCAACAUGCAAGUUGUCGCCAUCCUCUUGGUUUGCUUGGCCGCCGCCAACGCUUUCUACCUCCCGGCCUCUUAUGUGGUCCGUGCUCCGGCCCACGAUAGCGCCAUCAUCAAGUCUGACCGUCUUGGAGGCAACUUUGCUUACUCCACCGUUGAGGGACACGCAUACGCUGCCGUUACUCCCGUCGUUCAGCGCGUCCUCACACCUGUCGGAGUCUCCCAUCACGCCAUCGCCACCCCAUAUUUCGGCUAUCCUUAUGGCCCCCAGUUCGUAGCUCCCGCUCAAGUUGACGCUAAGGCUGGACAGGCUAUCUACGUUGCAUAAAUAAGACGCAAUUGAUAUGUAAAAUUUAAACUUGUCCUGUUGAUUGAGAUUUUUUUA
Messenger RNA from Daphnia carinata, 480 nucleotides. RefSeq lists its product as uncharacterized. Bases 106 to 423 code for a protein of 105 amino acids. Lineage: Eukaryota; Metazoa; Arthropoda; Branchiopoda; Diplostraca; Daphniidae. The transcript is spliced from 2 exons. The record is from RefSeq and is a predicted model, not a curated record.